AUGGAAUCAGGCUCAAGCAGCUUCCCUAGUAUGGUGCCACCUGUGUUUGAUGGAGAAAAUUAUCAAGCAUGGGCAGUGAAGAUGGCUGCUUACAUGGAAGGGUGCGAUUUAUGGGAAGCAGUGGAGAAUGACUAUGAGGUGGCUCCACUUCCUGAGAACCCAACCAUGAAUCAGAUCAAAUACCAUAAAGAGAGGACAACAAGGAAAGCCAAGGCAAAGUCCUGUCUUUUUGCAGCUGUCUCCACAACAAUCUUCACAAGGAUAAUGAGGUAUGGAUCAGCUAAAGCUAUUUGGGAUUUUCUUAAGUCUGAGUAUGAAGGAGAUGAGAGGGUGAGAGGAAUGAAAGUGCUGAACCUCUUGAGAGAGUUUGAGAGGCAGCAAAUGGAUGAUGCAGAAACUGUGAAGGAAUAUGCAAAUAGGCUAAUUGAGAUUGUUGAUAAGAUAAGGGUGCUUGGGACAGAUAUAAAGGAUGAUAGAAUUGCGCAUAAAAUAUUGAUUUCUCUGCCUGAAAAAUUUGAGGCUACCAUAGCUUCUCUAGAGAACACAAAGGAUCUGUCAAAAAUAAAAUUGGCAGAAUUGCUCAGUGCAUUACAGGCACAAGAGCAAAGGAGGAUGAUAAGGAGAGGAGAGCCCAUAGAAGGGGCAUUGCAGGCCAAGUUGUAG
Punica granatum (pomegranate) is the source of this 663-nucleotide messenger RNA. Lineage: Eukaryota; Viridiplantae; Streptophyta; Magnoliopsida; Myrtales; Lythraceae. The record is from RefSeq and is a predicted model, not a curated record.